AACGCUACGUGAAUCACCCGACGCUACGAACCCCCUCCCCUUCGUCGCUCUAUUCGGGGUUCUUCUUCUCUCUCUUUCUCUCGCCCCACCCUUUCUAUUCUGGGGCUCUUUAUCUCUCCGACACAAUAAUCUUCUAAUCUCCCCCGAUUUAGAUCGAUCCCAAUAUAGCCCUUCCCUUCCUUUCUCUGCAAAACCUAUUUUUCCUUCUUUCACCUUUUUCUCUCCCACUCCCCACUGUUUCACUGCUCAUUCCCACGCGCUACCUAUCACAUUCCCCCCCCCCCCCCCUUUUUUUUAUUAAUCAUACGCACAUAAUAGGUCUCGCAAUUGCAAAGUACAUUCUAUAGCUAAGCCUUUUUCGUUGAAGCAUUGAACACAUUGGACGAGCUAUGAAGUGAAGAGCUAUAUAUAAACGAAGAUGUUUGGUUCAACUAGCCCUUUUGGGCAAUCAUCAAGUAGCCCAUUUGCUUCCCAAUCUGUUUUUGGCCAGACCAACAAUGCAAAUAGCAAUCCAUUUGCUCCAAAACCUUCCUUUGGUAGCAUUACCCCUUUUGGAUCACAAACAGGUGGUUCAAUAUUUGGGGGUACUUCUACUGGAGUGUUUGGCUCCGCCCAAUCUUCUUCUCCCUUUUCCUCAACAACUGCCUUUGGUGCUUCAUCAUCUCCAGCUUUUGGAAGUUCCAUGCCUGCUUUUGGAUCUUCUUCUACUCCUGCAUUUGGCAGUUCAGCAUCAUCUUUUGGUGGGUCUUCUGUUUUCGGUCAGAAGCCUGCAUUUGGCUUUGGGUCUACUACUACUCAAUCAAGUCCUUUUGGAAGCACAACGCAACAAUCACAACCUGCAUUUGGUAGUGGUAUAUUUGGUUCCUCUGUACCUUUUGGUUCCAGUACUCCUGCCUUCGGUGCCACGAGCACCUCUGCUUUUGGUGCCACAAGUACCCCUGCCUUUGGUGCCACGAGUGCCCCUGCUUUUGGUGCCACGAGUACCCCUUCUUUUGGUGCCACGAGUGCCCCUGCUUUUGGUGGCACAAGUACCCCUGCCUUUGGUUCCAUGAGUACUCCAGCCUUUGGUGCCACAAGCACCCCUGCCUUUGGUUCAACUGGAAGUCCAGCAUUUGGGAGCACUGGAACUGCAUUUGGUGUGUCCAAUGCCCCAGUCUUUGGAACAGGUGGCACAUUUGGAGCAUCAAGCACACCUGCUUUUGGCACUUCCAGCACUCCUGCAUUUGGGGGUUCGAGCACUCCUGCUUUUGGAGCAUCUUCAAGUCCAUCAUUCAGCUUUGGGUCAGCAUUUGGGCAGUCAACACCAGCAUUUGGUAGCUUUGGUGCCACGAGCACUCCUGCCUUUGGUUCCACAAGCACCCCUGCCUUUGGUGCUACCAGCACCCCGGCCUUUGGUUCCACAAGCAUCCCUGCCUUUGGUGCUACCAGCACUCCGGCCUUUGGUUCAACUGGAAGUCCAGCAUUCGGGAGCAGUGGAACUGCAUUUGGCAUGUCUAAUGCCUCUGUCUUUGGCACAGAAGGCACAUUUGGAGCAUCAAGCACACCUGCUUUUGGCACUUCAAGCAGUCCUGCUUUUGGAGCAUCUUCUACUCCUUCCUUCAGCUUUGGGUCUAGCCCAACUUUUGGCCAGUCCACACCAGCAUUCGGUAGUAGUCCAUUUGGAACCACUGCAUUUGGAGCCCAGAGUUCUCCUUUUGGAAGUCAAUCUUCUACACCAGCAUUUGGAAGCACUAGCUUUGGCCAAUCACCUUUUGGGGGUCAACGUGGGGGAAGUAGAGUAGCUCCGUACUCUUCUACUACUGAAGCAGAUGGAGGGAGUGGUACACAGCCAGCUGGAAAAUUGGAGUCAAUAUCAGCAAUGCCUGUUUACAAAGAUAAAAGUCACGAGGAGUUGAGAUGGGAGGAUUAUCAGUUAGGAGAUAAAGGUGGACCGAAUCCAGCUUCUCAGCCUUCUGCAGGGAUUGGCUUUGGUGUGUCAACUUCACCUUCAAAUCCUUUCAGCACCUCUUCAACAUUUGGUCAGACAUCUGCAAAUCCUUUUUCCAGCACAAGUACCAAUCCAUUUAGUUUAAAACCUCCAUCCUUUAAUAGUAUAGGUUUUACAACCUCAGCAACUACAUCAAAUCCUUUUCAAUCGACUUCAUCAAGCCUUUUUGGGCAAACUUCAUCAAUGACAACUUCAAUAUUUAGUUCAUCUUCCACUCCUACAUUUGGAACUGGGUCUUCUCUUUUUAGUUCAUCUGUCACUCCUUCCUUUUCAACUUCGUUAUCCAUUUUUGGCACUAGUGUAACUCCGGCAACAACGCCUACAUUUGCUACUGGUUUAAAUUUUAGCAGCAGUCAGACAUCCCCCCUGUUCAGUUCUACCCCUGCAAUUGGGCAGACAGGCAAUGCUUUUGGGCAGGUGACCUCUACAUUUGGACAGAAUACUACUAAUUUUGGUCAAACAAGCAUUUUCAACACACCUUCCACUGGGUUUGGUGGGAAUAUGUUUUCAAGCUCACUAUCUUUCGCUCCUUCUAGCAGCCCAGCUGCCUUUGGCUCAACAACUCCCCCUUUUUCUUCUCCUUUUCAGCCAGCUCAGACUAGUGGUGCUUUCAGUUUCAGCAAUUUUGGUCAGUCACAACCAGGUGGUGGUUCAAGCAUUUUUGGUCAGAGUAACAUUGGCUUGUCGUAUGUGUCUUCUACACAGAGUGCUGCUGUAGCGCAACCCUCGACUAUUGCAAACCCCUAUGGAACACUCCCUGCUAUGCCACAAAUCUCAAUUGGUCGGACUGGGGCUGCCCCAUCUGUUCAAUAUGGAAUUUCUAGCAUGCCUGUUGUGGACAAACCUGCUCCUGUUAGAAUAUUGCCCUUAUUGACUUCUCGAUACUUGUCGCAAAGGCGGAUUAGGUUGCCUACAAGGAAAUAUCAUCCUAAUAAUGAUAGUCCGAAGAUUCCAUUUUUCAGUGAUGAUGAAGAGACACCCUGCGUGCCUAAGGCCGGUGCUGUUUUUAUUCCUAGGGAAAACCCAAGGUCUCUGGUCAUUCGCCCCACAAAAAGUUGGCCGUCCAGAGCUUCUGCAGAGAAGGCAUCACCAUUGAAGGAUGCAUCCACACCGCCGCAUGAGAAUGGCAAAUUUUCUAAUGAUGGCUCCAACGCUGAGGAUAAAGACGAAAAUCCUGCUGAAAAUGGCCUUGUGAAGGAGCGAAUUCAUAUCAUCAGAAGUAACCAAAAGGCUAAUGGAGUCCAUGAUGAUUAUUCUACUGAGAAAGAUGACUUGUACAUGACGAUCAGUGGUCACAGAGCUGGUGAAGCAGCUAUUGUCUAUGAGCAUGGGGCUGACAUCGAGGCUCUAAUGCCAAAGCUCCGCCGUUUUGACUACUUUACAGAACCUCGAAUCCAAGAACUAGCAGCGAAGGAAAGGGCUGAACCAGGGUACUGUCGCCGUGUAAAGGAUUUUGUCGUUGGGCGGCAUGGUUACGGAAGCAUCAAAUUCUCGGGUGAGACCGAUGUGAGACGUCUUGAUCUGGAGUCCCUUGUCCAAUUCAACAACCGUGAGGUGAUUGUUUACUUGGAUGACAGCAAGAAACCUCCUGUCGGACAAGGUCUUAAUAAACCUGCUGAGGUAACACUUCUCAACAUUAAAUGCUUCGAUAAAAAGACCAGGCAGCAGUAUACAGAAGGGCCACGAGUCGAGAAAUACAAGAACAUGCUUAAGAGGAAGGCAGAGGAGCAAGGAGCUGAGUUUCUCUCCUAUGAUCCCAUCACAGGAGAAUGGAGGUUCAAGGUCAAUCACUUCAGCACAUACAAGUUGGAAGAUGGAGACGAUGAUGGUGAAGAUAAAAAGCACUUGUAAAUGUAGGCUGUUCCGGAUUAAGAAGAUGGGGUCACUUGUAUUCGAAGGAAGAGCUUUACAGAAAGCCAUGGCCACCGUGAAGGGUUAAUUUGAAUUGUACAGGAAUUGCCAAAUCGUUCAGAGUAAUACCUGAACCGUGUUGUGUUUCGAGUAUUGGUUUUUGUAUGCGUGUUUGUAUUUGUAUUGUUGUAAUUUUCUUUCUCGUUUUAAACUUUCAAUAUGUUACUUCUGGAUUGGCAUUUUAUCAUUUUGUAAUGGGGAAGUGUUGGUCAAGAGGGAGAUCCGAUUUUUGUGUCUUAAUAA
Messenger RNA from Gossypium raimondii (Peruvian cotton), 4141 nucleotides. RefSeq names its product nuclear pore complex protein NUP98A. NCBI's taxonomy places the organism in Eukaryota, Viridiplantae, Streptophyta, Magnoliopsida, Malvales, Malvaceae. Gene Ontology annotation, biological process: protein import into nucleus; RNA export from nucleus; post-transcriptional tethering of RNA polymerase II gene DNA at nuclear periphery. Gene Ontology annotation, molecular function: structural constituent of nuclear pore. The transcript has 13 exons. The record is from RefSeq and is a predicted model, not a curated record. Gene Ontology annotation, cellular component: nuclear pore cytoplasmic filaments; nuclear pore. Bases 419 to 3838 code for a protein of 1139 amino acids.